Molecule: messenger RNA, 3618 nt
Organism: Lactuca sativa (garden lettuce)
Lineage: Eukaryota; Viridiplantae; Streptophyta; Magnoliopsida; Asterales; Asteraceae
Product: Leucine-rich repeat protein kinase family protein
Biological process (GO): protein phosphorylation
Molecular function (GO): protein kinase activity; ATP binding; protein binding
Source: RefSeq, a predicted model, not a curated record
GUCUGAGAGAGAAUAUCAGUGCUUGAGUGAGAAAGAGAAAAACCUAGAGAGAAAAGAGAGCGCUGCCCCACGGCGGCCGGAAUCCUCAUCUCCGCCUUUACCGUUUACUUUCCGGUAACGAAAAACACUUGAAAUUCUCCUCUGACAUUUUCUUCGGUGACUUUGCGGGUGGAUUUGUUUUUUGUUGUAGGUAAACCGUUUAGUUUUCUUCUUUACCUGAAUCCUCACAUCAUUUUCCUUUCUCCGUCAUCUUCGCUUGCAAUUCUUUCUGUUAAGGAAGUAAAAUUGUUAACGGCACUCAGACAUAUCGUGUGUUGUUUGUAUAAAGUUGAUAUAUUUCCGGGUCUAUCCUUGUCUUCGCUUUGUUUCCGUAAAAUGCGGUGAGUUUGUUAGGUUUUGUUAGCAAUUGUGUGCUCUGUUUUGAAGCUUGGGCCAUUGAAAUGAGAAAGUUGCUUAGUAUCUGUCUGUUUUUGCUAUUGGCUCAUGUUAUUACUGUGAAAUCAUUGAAUCCAACUCUGGAUGAUGAUGUGCUGGGCUUGAUCGUGUUCAAGGCAGACCUUCAAGAUCCAGAUGGUAAAUUGGCUUCUUGGAACGAAGAUGAUGAUAGUCCCUGUAAAUGGAAAGGCGUUCGGUGUAACCCUAGAUCUAACAGGGUAUCUGACCUUGUUCUUGAUGGGUUUGGGCUCUCGGGAAAGAUGGGACGUGGCCUGAUGCAGUUAAAGUUUCUUACCAAGUUAUCAUUGGCUAAGAACAAUCUUACAGGAAGCAUAGGAGUCAAUCUCGCCCAACUUGCUAGCCUUCGGGUGAUUGAUUUGAGUGGAAACGGUUUCUCUGGACCAGUUCCUUCUAAUUUUUUCGAGCAAUGUGGGUCCUUAAGGUCAAUUUCUUUAGCCAAUAACAAGUUUUCGGGCAAAAUUCCAGAUAGUUUGGCUUCAUGUUCAUCUCUUGGUACCCUCAACUUUUCAUCCAACCAGUUUUCAGGCCUAUUACCUUCAGGUAUCUGGUCCUUGCAUGGACUUAGAUCACUUGAUCUUUCUGAUAAUCUUUUGGAGGGUGAGAUUCCGAAGGAGAUCGAAGGUUUGUAUAACCUGAGGGAAAUUAGGUUGAGAAAGAACCAGUUUACCGGUGAAGUUCCAGAUGAAAUUGGAGCUUGUGCGCUGUUGAGAUCUGUUGAUUUGAGUGAAAAUUCCUUUUCUGGGGCUCUACCAACCACAUUGCAGCAGCUUUCUUUGUGUAAUAAUCUAAAUUUUCACAGCAAUUUGUUCACUGGCGAGGUCACUGAAUGGAUCGGGGAACUCGGUAGGCUUCAAACUGUUGAUCUUUCCAACAAUAUGUUUUCUGGCGCUGUCCCAAACGCCAUUGGUAAUAUUCUUUCUUUAAAAGCACUGAAUAUUUCCAACAAUGGCUUCUCUGGGAGCUUACCAGCGUCAAUGGUCAAUUGCCAAAACAUUGAGAGCUUAGAUGUGAGUCGGAACUCACUCACAGGGUUUCUUCCUACCUGGGUAUUUCAGAUAGGGCUACAAAACAUUCUGUUUUCAGAGAACAAGCUGACUGGAAGCAUCUAUGGUGCUCUUACUUCCUCCAUUGAUAUCUCACACCAGAAUCUUCAAGUUCUUGAUAUAUCCCACAAUGCAUUGUCUGGUGAAAUCCCAUCUGAAAUUGGGAGCUUUACCAGCUUGCGAUUCUUGAAUAUAUCCAAGAAUGCACUGAUGGGGGAAAUCCCAGAAACUAUCGGGAAGCUAAAGGCUUUGGAUUUUCUUGAUUUGAGUGAAAAUCAGUUGAAUGGAAGCAUUCCUCACGAAAUAGGAGGAGCAACUUCCCUGAAGGAUCUGAUACUAUCACGAAACUCCCUUGAUGGUAACAUUCCAAGCUCCAUUGGCACAUGUUCAUCCCUAACUUCACUGAUUUUAUCACGAAACAAUCUCUCUGGGCAAAUUCCUGUAGCAAUGGCAAAACUCAGUGAUCUUGAGUAUGUAGAUCUCUCUUUCAACAAACUCACUGGAACCCUACCUAAACCAUUAGCAAAUCUCGUCCAUCUUGUCUCCUUCAAUGUCUCACACAAUCAACUACAAGGUGAACUACCAGCCGGAGCUUUCUUCAACACCAUAUCUCCCUCCUCAGUCGCCGGAAACCCAACUCUUUGUGGUGCUGCAGUCAACAAAAGCUGCCCUGCUGUCCUUCCAAAACCAAUCGUCCUCAACCCAAACUCAACAGGAACAGACCCUGAGACAAUCCCUCCAACUCUCACACACAAAAGAAUACUUCUUUCCAUUUCUGCCCUCAUUGCCAUUGGUGCAGCUGCCUUCAUUGUCAUCGGAAUCAUCUUCAUCACUGUUCUCAAUCUUCGUGUCCGUUCCUCCAUGUCCCGGUCAGCCGCCGCCAUUCCAUUAUCCGGUGGCGACUUCAGCAGUUCCCCCACCACCGACACAAAUUCCGGCAAGCUGGUGAUGUUUUCCGGUGACCCCGACUUCAGUACAGGAGCACACGCACUGUUAAACAAGGACUGCGAGCUUGGGCGCGGUGGGUUCGGGGCGGUUUACCGAACUGUUCUUGGAGAUGGUCGAUCGGUUGCCAUCAAAAAGCUUACAGUCUCAAGCCUUGUGAAAUCUCAAGAAGAUUUCGAGAGAGAGGUUAAGAAACUUGGAAAGAUUCAUCACCCGAAUCUUGUUGCUCUUGAAGGGUAUUACUGGACUCCAUCAUUGCAACUCCUGAUAUAUGAAUUUGUUUCUGGCGGGAAUCUUUACAAGCAUCUUCAUGAGGGAGAAGAUGAAGAUGGGAACAGAAGCUCCCUUACAUGGAACGAAAGAUUCAAUAUCAUUUUAGGGAUUGCUAAAAGUAUGGCGCAUUUACAUCAACUUAAUAUCAUACAUUACAAUCUGAAAUCCAGUAAUGUGCUAAUUGAUGGUUUGGGUGAGCCGAAAGUUGCUGAUUUUGGGCUUGCGAGGCUCCUACCGAUGCUGGAUCGGUAUGUUCUAAGCAGCAAAAUUCAGAGUGCUUUGGGGUACAUGGCGCCGGAGUUUGCUUGUAAAACGGUGAAGAUUACUGAAAAAUGCGAUGUUUAUGGAUUUGGGGUUUUGGUUCUGGAGAUUGUGACUGGGCGGAGACCGGUGGAGUACAUGGAGGAUGAUGUGGUGAUACUUUGUGAUAUGGUUCGUGGGGCUCUUGAAGAAGGAAGGGUGGAUGAAUGUAUUGAUCAAAGGCUACAAGGGAAGUUUCCGGCUGAAGAAGUAAUUCCGGUGAUGAAAUUAGGGUUAAUUUGUACGUCACAAGUGCCUUCCAACCGGCCUGACAUGGCGGAGGUUAUUAACAUAUUGGGGCUUAUCAAAUGCCCUUCGUCGGAAAGCCAGGAGGAGGAGGAAUCCGGUUAAAAUUGGUUUAAUUAUGAAAAUGGUGAUCGGUGAUUGGUUAUCCGGCGAAGAUGAAUCCGGUUAGCGUUUUUUUUUUUUUUUUUUUUUUUUUUUUCAAGGAGAGAGAAGAGGGUUUUGAAUUUUGAUUAUCGCUUGUACUGUACUGCUCUCUGUUUAGCGUUUAAGUUACCGGAUUCGUUUUCACCGGAUCCAAUUUCGGAUCCAUUUACCCCUACUUUUGUUUGUUGUUAUGACAUGGGUUAUUGUUUAA